Molecule: messenger RNA, 732 nt
Organism: Octodon degus (degu)
Lineage: Eukaryota; Metazoa; Chordata; Mammalia; Rodentia; Octodontidae
Gene: Fam216b
Product: family with sequence similarity 216 member B
Source: RefSeq, a predicted model, not a curated record
CCACAAGUUUAUGGGUAGAGAGCUUUGCAAAAAAACUACAUAGAGUGUGGAUACUAGCUUUUAAAAAGGGUACAAUAGCAGCACCAGGUACAGAAUAAAGAAUGAGAGAAAACUGGAAAAGACAGCAAAAACUUAAAAAUGUUCCACAAAUUCCUUGCAUCCGAGUCCCUCCCUCUGUUUCUAACUGUUCAUUAUUGAAGGACCUAACCCCAGGGCAACAGUGCUACUUUUAUAGCAUCAUGAGGAUUUAUGAUUCCAGGCCCCAGUGGGAGGCUCUGCAGACUCGCUAUAUUCACAGCCUUCAGCAACAGCAGCGGUUGGGCUAUCUCACUCACCAAGAGGCCCUGUCUCGCGCUGCUGUGCUUGGAGAUUCAACUCAAAGAGCCUUGGCCAAGGUAGCUCCACAAAGGACCACCCCAGAAGUCUUCAGCCAUGACAAGAAAACAUCUGUCAGUGGGACGUGACUCCGGAGUUCAUCCCAGGGCCAAAAGUGCAAAGGGUUGAGCCUCAGGAAGUGAGACUUCGAGUCCUCUGAAGUAGGCAGUUUGCACAUAGAUACCUAGCAUCUAGUGGGUGCUUCGAGCAUAUCUGCUGAAUGAUAAUGAAUAAAAUUAAAGCUCCUAAGACAAAUCACAAACUUAGAAAUAAUCUGUAUUUCACAUAAAUUUUAUUAGCAAGAAUAAUGUGAAAAAAUUUAAAAACAAUAUCUGUAGAAUAAAGUGACUUUUGAAA